Messenger RNA from Ambispora gerdemannii, 246 nucleotides. The record is from the annotation of a GenBank genome assembly. Lineage: Eukaryota; Fungi; Glomeromycota; Glomeromycetes; Archaeosporales; Ambisporaceae.
AUGUCUACUAGCAUUCUUGGGUUUCGUCCUAGCUCACAGGACUCAUCAGUUGGCUUUUGCGAGCAAUGCCAAGACCCGAGAAAUCCAUUAGCUCUCUUCAAAGACUCUCUCAUAGGGCAUCCCCAUCAGGCUUUUCGUAACGUAGUUCCAUGCAAGUUAAGCACAACAAGCACAAGUUUUUACCACCCGUUCCGUCCGUUUGUUUAUUUCGUCCGUUCUAAUCGUCAAACAUGUCAAGCAAGUUAA